This is a messenger RNA of Aspergillus ochraceoroseus IBT 24754, 1285 nucleotides long. RefSeq lists its product as uncharacterized. The record is from RefSeq and is a predicted model, not a curated record. The transcript has 6 exons. Bases 1 to 1269 code for a protein of 422 amino acids. Gene Ontology annotation, molecular function: protein-lysine N-methyltransferase activity; protein binding. Gene Ontology annotation, biological process: peptidyl-lysine monomethylation. Lineage: Eukaryota; Fungi; Ascomycota; Eurotiomycetes; Eurotiales; Aspergillaceae.
AUGAAGCCAAGUUGGUGGCCGGGGGAGGAACAUGAACAGUUCACAGACUGGGCCAUUUCCAAUGGCAUUGUUGCGAAUGGAGUCGGUCCUGCGCGAUUCCUAGGCCGUGGGUUGGGAAUGAUCGCCUUGCGAAGUAUACAAAAAGAUGAAGCUAUUGUGAAAGUACCACGGCAGAUAAUGUUGACAGUCGAGGGCAUCCCGUCUUCAUUUACCGAAAAUUUCCCAGAAGGCACUCCUGUUCACGUGCUUCUGGCUGCUUUCUUGACCAACGGAAACCCGCAGGACCUUAAACAGUAUGACCCCUGGCGGAAGACCUGGCCCAGCAGAAAGGAUUUUGAAGACUGCUUGCCUAUUCUGUGGCCGGAGUCUCUGUGCGGCUCGAACUGUGAAGCCGAUCCUCGCUCUGCCAAAUCGACAAAUCUCCUCCCGCCGUCGAUCUCGGGUCGUUGGAAUAGCAUCCGGAAAAGAAAGCCAAAACACGAAUACAAGAGUUCUCAUCAAAAUCUCCUCCUUCAGCAGAAGACCAGGUUGCGCAAUGCGUGGGAUAGGGUUGUUGCUGUCUUCCCCGACACGGAUUGGGAAAGCUUUUCCUACCACUGGUUGAUUGUCAAUACCAGAAGCUUUCACUAUUUAAUGCCUGGCCAGGAACCACCGGAGGACCGAAACGAUGCCAUGGCAUUGUUACCCUUUGCUGACUACUUCAACCAUUCUGAUGUAGCGUGCAAUGUAAAAUUUGACGGCAAGGAAUACGUCUUUAGGGCUACCACAUCAUAUGAAGAAGGCGAGGAAAUAUUUAUGAGUUACGGACCACACCCGAAUGAUUUCCUUUUCACUGAAUACGGGUUCUACUUGGACGAGAACAAGUCUGAAUCAUUAUACCUCGAUGAUAUUAUAUUUCAAGACCUAAGUCCCUCUUUCCAGGAGGAGCUGAGUUUGCAGAAGUAUUAUGGGAACUAUCAAUUAACGGCCGCCGGCGUCUGCUACCGGACCGAGAUUGCUGCCUGCAUGAAAUACAUGCGACCCGAAGAUUGGCAAAAUUAUGUCCUCGGUUACUCUACCAGAGGAUUUGACGCAAAAAAAUCCGAAGCCGUUAUCCAAGAAUGGAUAACUGCUUAUGAAAUGGAAGCAGAGGCGGCUAUAACUGAACUCGAGCGUCUGUGGUCUGGUGAAAUCGCCAGACAACACGGCGAGAAGGUGCGAAUGCUGCUGAAACGGUGGAGACAGAUCCAGAAUCUCUGUCAAGAAGCCUUUGAUACAGUGUCAGGCUAGAAACCCCAAGGCUAUC